This is a messenger RNA of Alternaria conjuncta, 1122 nucleotides long. RefSeq lists its product as uncharacterized. NCBI's taxonomy places the organism in Eukaryota, Fungi, Ascomycota, Dothideomycetes, Pleosporales, Pleosporaceae. The coding region runs from base 1 to 1122 and encodes 373 amino acids. The record is from RefSeq and is a predicted model, not a curated record. The transcript is spliced from 4 exons.
AUGGCGGCGCCCAUGAACGAUGUCGAUCCAUCCGCGAGGCUGAUUGCACCGGAUGGUCUGCCACUUGCUAUCAUCGUCAUCUCAUCCAUCUUCUUCGCUCUUUCUAUUGUCACUGUAGCGUUACGAACUUACAUUCGAAUCAAGAAAAGGAUAUUCGGCUUGGAAGAUGCUUUCAUGGUUGUAGGCACAAUCGCAUACAUCCCCGUUACGGGUCUGGCAAUCUACGGCUGUCUCGCUGGCCUAGGAAGAAUGAACGAAGAUCUGAAUGCAUGGCAGCAGUCGGAAGCCAUCAAGUACUACCUCAUCUGGAUCUUGGUGUACGUUGUCGCACUUGCGACUGUCAAAUCUUCGGUGUGCAUCACGAUCAGGCGAAUUGCAUCCAUCAAGAAGCCUAUGAGAAUCACAGUCUGGGUUCUACUCGCUGUUACAUGGGCAUCUUUCCUCGUUACCUUUGUUGGAACGUUGGCUUAUUGCCAGCCGGUGCGCGCUUUGUGGACUCCGACGUUGAUCAUGAGUGGCGACGGAGAGUGCGCUUCUGCGGAGACAUUCCUAAUCAUCGCGCACACUGCGACAGUAUCGACAAUCUUGACCGACAUGGCCUUGGUAGUUGUGCCGGCUAUCAUCCUGUGGAACACGCAGAUGAAGAGACAAUCGAAGCUCCAAGCAUUUGGGCUGCUUUCCUUCGCCUCACUCGCAUCAAUCAUCACAAUGAUACGCAUCCCCUUCGUCAACAAAUUCGAGUCCCAGACCAACCUCCCCUUCUGGGUCGCCCACAUCGUCCUUUGUUCGAACGUCGAAACAGGCAUCGGAUGCUUCGCAUCCUCCCUCCCAGCCCUGCGCCACUACUUCCAAAACGAACGCGACAACAGCACCGAUCCGAACAGCAAGCACCGUGUAGCAACGACUAUCACUGCAGGCGGCCGUUCGCGCAGACAAAGAGGAGGAGACAGCUACCACGGGCCCUCGGAUCAUGGCUUCAGCUUGUCGGCUGUGCAUCAUGGGCGCGAUCAGGAUGCGUGGGAGAGGAUACAUGAUGGCGCUUCGGAUAAGAGCACGGCGCCGAUGAACGAUAAGAGGAUUUAUCAUGAUAGGACGUAUACUGUUGAUGUUGAGUCUGCUUGA